AUGACUGACAUCCAGGUGUCCUCUGUGAAGAUGACUGUGUCGCCAUUUGCCAGUGGCAUCCUGUGCCUGAUGAUGAUUUGGGCUGUGUUCGCAUGUGCACCUAAGAACUAUACUCUUUACGUUCAGAGGCUCCACUGUGACCGCUGUGUGGCCAUCAACACCACCGUUUGCAGUGGCUUCUGUUACUCCCAGGACACUAACCUGCGUGGCCAGAUGGGCAGAUGGCAGCCCUACCAACGGGGCUGUACAUAUCAGAUGUUGGCCUACCAGACUGCAGUGCUUCCUGGCUGCCAGCUGAAUGUGGAUUCUCUCUAUUCCUAUCCAGCUGCCCUCAGCUGUCACUGUGCUCGCUGUGACACAGCCAGCAGUGAUUGUAUCCACAAAGUAAAGGACAUCACCCGUGCUAAUACCUCCAGCUGUCUUGCGAAUCACACCUACGACCUUCAACUCCACUCUCACCAACCUCAAACCCAUCUCCACACUCACCUAGGAUCUAACUGA
Messenger RNA from Scleropages formosus (Asian bonytongue), 501 nucleotides. Its product is annotated as thyrotropin subunit beta-like. The record is from RefSeq and is a predicted model, not a curated record. Lineage: Eukaryota; Metazoa; Chordata; Actinopteri; Osteoglossiformes; Osteoglossidae. The transcript has 2 exons. Gene Ontology annotation, molecular function: hormone activity. Gene Ontology annotation, biological process: G protein-coupled receptor signaling pathway. Bases 1 to 501 code for a protein of 166 amino acids. Gene Ontology annotation, cellular component: cytoplasm; extracellular region.